AUGCCGCCUCGAAUAAAUAUCCCGCCGGUUACACGCAUCCUUCUCAUCGCUCUACUAGGCCAGUCCCUCCUCAGCGCUGCCAUAAGAUAUCGGCAAUGGACUGCCAACGCCAACAUCGUCAUUCCCUACUUGACCCUGGUGCCGCAGCUGUCUAUUAUCUAUCCCUGGACGUUCAUAACAUCAACUUUUGUCGAGAGUAAUGUGUUUACGCUCGGUAUCGCUGCCGUAACGCUAUACCACGGAGGGCGAUAUCUCGAAAGAGCAUGGUCAUCGGCUGAGCUGGCCAAGUUUGUCGCUAUUGUGUCGCUGGUCCCAAACUUCCUGACACUCUGCAUUCUGGUGCUUUGCUUUACGCUCACACGCAAUGAGAACUGGACCCUGACUGUCAUUGCCGGAACCAUUCCCGUUCAAAUUGCUUUCCUCGUCGCUUUCAGCCAACUCGUCCCAGCGCAUACCGUAACCCUCUUCCGCGGUGUCAUAUCUCUCCGGGUUCCUCGAUUCCCUCUCAUCUACAUCGGCGCCGUUUUCUUUCUGUCUCUUACGCCCCUCCUUACCAGAGCUGCUCUAUGGCUUGCCAUUUUUGGAUUCCUGACCAGCUGGACCUAUCUCCGGUUCUACAAGACUGUGUUCCCUGACCUCGACUCGGCCCAAGACGCCUCCCUCCGCGGUGAUGCGAGCGAGACAUUUGCGUUUGCCGAGUUCUUCCCUGGCCCAGUGAAGCCAUUCGUCGCUGCCAUCGCCGAUCAGAUCUUCCUGGUGAUGGUUGCCAUGAGAUUGUGUACGCCAUUCACACCAGCAGACGCCUCUCGAAACGAUAGCCGGAUCCAACGCACUGCCCCUGGAGGCGCUCGCGCAGAGGCCGAGAGGAGGAGAGCUAUUGCUCUCAGGGCGCUAGAUCAGAGACUACAUGCUGCUACAAGCAAUCAGCCUGCUCAGAAGCCAGCGCAGGCAAACCGGCCGACAGGCCCAACAGUGCAAAGCCAGCCUCAGCCGGCUACACAGACUGCCAUGACAUCGUCACCCGGCCCCAUGCUUGGCGAGACCAAGUUCGAGCCUGAUCAUGACGAUGCGAAGAGCUAA
Messenger RNA from Fusarium redolens, 1080 nucleotides. Its product is annotated as eukaryotic integral membrane protein-domain-containing protein. Gene Ontology annotation, biological process: retrograde vesicle-mediated transport, Golgi to endoplasmic reticulum. Gene Ontology annotation, cellular component: Golgi apparatus; membrane. NCBI's taxonomy places the organism in Eukaryota, Fungi, Ascomycota, Sordariomycetes, Hypocreales, Nectriaceae. The record is from RefSeq and is a predicted model, not a curated record. Bases 1 to 1080 code for a protein of 359 amino acids. The transcript is spliced from 2 exons.